AUGUCUCAAGCAGGCGGCUACUUCAAAACCGCCAUAUCCCUCUUAUCUCACUUGGAAGAAGGGAAACCUCACUCGUCCAUCACCGAUUGGGUAGAGGUCUUAUCUUCUGAUAGGUACGAUGAACUGAGUCUGGACGGUAUACCAGAAUUGGUGGAGAGUAUCAAUAUCCAAGGGUAUCAAGGUACUACUGAAGCUGCCAGAGCGAUUCGAAAGAAACUGAAAUAUGGGAACGUUCAUCGACAACUCAGAGCGCUGGUUAUUCUCAGAGCAUUGACGGAGAAUGCUGGGAAGGGUUUCCAAUUGGGAUGGGCGAACUCACAGCUCAUGGAGAGAUUGAGAGAAAUGGCCAAUGAUUCCUUACUCGAUCCUAAAGUGAAGAAGAGAUUGAUAUUGGUAUUCCAUGCUUGGUCCCUUCACUACAAGGAUGAACCUCGAAUGCAAGAGGUCGCUCGACUAUACAGUAAAUACGGUGGAGCCGGACCCGGUGUGAAGAAGCCAACCCCGAUGGCCCCUACCAAACAAUCAUCUACCUCCUCUACCUCUUCCGCCCCCACUUCCGCCAAUAGAGGUACCUUCGACGACGAUCUCUUCUCUCACGAUUGGGCGCCAUCGAGAUCCGCUCGUGGACCCGAUACCUACACCGACCUAGCAGCAGCCAAGGCCGACGCCGACGCCAGAAAGCGUGAGCGGGAGAGUCGAAUUCUGAUCGAACAGCGGGAAGCUGAAGUCGAGCGACGGGAGAGAGAGUUGAAGAGGAAACAAGAUAUGGCUGCAUUAGAGGCUAGGAGACAAAAGGAAGCUGCGGAAGAAGCUGAGAGAAGAAGGAAAGCGAAAGAGGAUGCUAAGAAAAAGGGUUCUCAACCUAAAAGACCACCAUUCGACUUCCAAAAGGAGAAACCGCAAGUCAUGGUGGCAAUUGCGAACGCUAUUCAAUGUGCGAAUAAUUUGGUCAACUCUUGUAGGCUCAUCGAUCGAUCUGUCGAGAGCGUCCUAGAGUCGCCUAAAGUGCAAGAUAAUCUCGACAAAGCGAAAGCAGCAAGAAGAAGCGUCAUCAGAUAUAUUCAACUUGUCACGGACGAAGAGUUCGUUGGUACUUUAUUGGAAGCGAAUGAGAAGAUUGUCGAGGCCAUUCAACUGUAUGACAGGCUCUCUAAACCAGCGGUGCUCGACUCUGACUCAGAUGACGAAGCCAAAGAGACCGAGGCUCUCGCCAAGCGACUUGCCGCCCAGAAGCUAGAAGCUAAUCGAACGGGUGAGAUCGAUCAAUUGCAAUCGAGGCAGAAGAAGGAAUCUGCCAGAAGAGAAUUGAAAAGACAACAAUCGCAAAAUGCCCAACCCAAGCCUAGCAGGAACGCUGGUGCGGCACAUCCUGAUUUGGCGGAUCUAGAUUUCGGUGGUAGUAUCUCUGCCAAGGAUAGGGGACUGCCAAAGCCUAUUAGACCGGAUAGUGAUCAAGAGUCGUAUGGACAGGGCUCCCUCUCUGACUUCUCAGAUUACGAGUACGACUCGUCCGACGAAGAAUGGCGUGCGUCCCACCAAAAAGCUCGUUCGAGGGGACCUUCCAGGAGACAGUCUCUCGCUGCCGAACAACCACAAUAUCAAAGACAACCCCCUGCCCGAGACUAUGAGGCUUUGGAAGAUGAUUUUACUGGUGGGGCAGGUGGUGGUAACAGAAAGGGAUUGUUGGAUCCGAACGAUCCGUUCGGGGAUCCAUUUGCAGAUGAUAAUGAUACGCCCAUCCAGGAGAACAGGAGGAUGCAAUGUGAGUGA
Kwoniella botswanensis is the source of this 1770-nucleotide messenger RNA. RefSeq lists its product as uncharacterized. The record is from RefSeq and is a predicted model, not a curated record. Gene Ontology annotation, cellular component: actin cortical patch. The coding region runs from base 1 to 1770 and encodes 589 amino acids. NCBI's taxonomy places the organism in Eukaryota, Fungi, Basidiomycota, Tremellomycetes, Tremellales, Cryptococcaceae. Gene Ontology annotation, molecular function: phosphatidylinositol binding; ubiquitin binding. Gene Ontology annotation, biological process: actin filament organization; endocytosis; actin cortical patch localization. The transcript is spliced from 8 exons.